Messenger RNA from Myotis davidii, 785 nucleotides. Its product is annotated as transcription elongation factor A protein-like 8. Bases 348 to 674 code for a protein of 108 amino acids. The record is from RefSeq and is a predicted model, not a curated record. NCBI's taxonomy places the organism in Eukaryota, Metazoa, Chordata, Mammalia, Chiroptera, Vespertilionidae. The transcript has a single exon.
AGGGAGGCCUGAUGACUUUAUCUUCACAUGCAAAAGGUUGGGGACAGUUAAGAGGCAGCAAAGACAGUAUCAGAAUCUGCACCACAAAAACAUCUUCUCUUUCAUGGACCCUCCUCCUGGUGGGCAAGGUGCCAUCUUCCCUGAGCUUCAGUGAACUGGGAUUGAAGCUGCUUACCCCGACCAUGUUCUUAAGGGUUAAAUAAACAACAUGUGAAAGCAGGUGCUUAAACUGGUGCUGCCCAAACUCUGAUGACAGUAAGUCAGCUCCCUAUUGCUGGAGAAGAAAAGCGCCCGGAUCCUUUCAGGAUUAAUCUAUUCAAAAAGGAAAUAAUAGAAAAAUACUCAACAUGCAAAAGUCUUGUGAAGAAAACGAAGGAAAAGCACAGAACAUGCCAAAGGCCGAGGAAGACCACCUUCCAGAAGAUAUACCACAGGGGGCAGAAGGCAAUCCUCCGCCUUCCGAAGAAGGUGUCAGCCAGGAAGCAGGAGGAAACCCUAGAAGCGGGCUGGCUCAACCUGUGCAGGCAUUCAAAGAGGACACUCCCGUUAGGCAUUUGGGCCCUGAAGAAAUGCUAAGAGGAGUAGAUGAGAUGGAAAGGCAUCCGGAAGACAUAAGAAGAGUAAGAAACAAGUUUGUGAUGAUGCAUUGGAAGCAAAGACAUUCACGCAGAUGACCUUAUCCUGUGUGCUUUAGGCCUUGAAUUCUUUUUUUUAAUCUGAUAGUAAAACCUGGCGCCUGCUUUCUGUUAGCAUAUUCUGAUGUAUCUUUUACCUUCCUUUUACUU